AUGCGGGCGGCCACCGCUUGCCUCGUCGCGCUUCUCGCGCCCUUAUGGGCUUCCGCCAUGCCCAUCGAGUAUUUCGGAGACGGGGAACCGAUCGAGGAGGACAUCGACAACAGUGCCAUAUUCGAUGCACAGCAGAAGGAGAUUGUGAGUUAAUCGGCGAGGAUCAGGUGGUCGGAAGUUAGUAAAAUGCAUUUAGCUUAUUAAAAGUAUGCAGUCAAAUGAGGUUCCGUACUCUUCUAGUUGAAUUCAUUCCUUAUCAUUAUCAGCUAAAUCGUGGAGUUUUUGCUCCUGCUCCCCCUCUCUUGUGACGUAUGACGAAUUCAGAUGAAAUAUCAGAAUGAUGAAUGGCUCUGGCCGUUUCCCAGAAUCAUUUCCCUUCGUCAUUCAUUCAUGCAUUACGUCUCUUCCACACUUUCUUUCCCACCGUUCCCGUCAAUUUUCAUUCAAAAAAGCCUCCGGCACACUCGGAUGACGUCAUCUUUCUCUCCUUUUUCAUCUGAAGUGAAGUGUGCUCCAGAGACGUCGCCAUUCUGCUCUUCUCCAAUUCUGAGAGAGAAGAGCGAAUGAAAGGUUUUCGAUGGAAAAUGGAGGGAUUCGUCUGAAAAGAAAAGACGGGUGGAAAUUCAAAACGGAAACGUGUGCGGGGUGAGAGUGGACGAGAAAAGGAAGCGUAUAAUAUUCCGGAUGAGCCGAAAAAAGGAAAAAGAAGAAGACGAGAGCUCUCGUUUCUCAUUUCAUGCUUUUGUUCCCGGAAAUGGAGGAGUGCCACGUCACUGCCAGCAGGGCCGAUCUCAUUAGCAGUAAAGUGUUUUCCGCAGAGAGAACACUGACAAAAACAAGUUUGAGCGGCCAAAAGUGUACUUUGCUCGGUCGAGCGGAAGUCACGACUUCUGAGAACUCUUGCAGAGUAAUGAUCUUUUUUUCGUUCAGAUUGAUCUCUUCGAGCCGAGCAAGGCUUUGGGCCAAGUCAGCGGGCUCGCCAUCAACUCGAACGGACAUCUCGUGGCCUUCCACAGAUCGGGACGCGUCUGGGACGAGAGCAGCUUCAACGCCGACGAGACGUUCAACAAGGAGCUCGGCGUGAUCGCCAACACAACACUCGCCAUCAUCGACCGAGAGAAGAAGGUGCUCGACGAGUUCGGAGCCGGGCUCUUCUACAUGCCGCACGGGUUGACGAUCGACUCGAAGGGCGACUACUGGGUGACCGACGUGGGCAGCCACCAGGUGCACAAGAUCGACGCCAAGACCCAGAAGAUCGUGAUGAGUCUCGGAGAGAAGCUCGUUCCGGGAGAAGACGAGACGCACUUCUGCAAGCCGACGGACGUCACCGUCGCCAAAAACGGACACAUCUUCGUGGCCGACGGCUACUGCAACAGCCGUAUUCUGAAGUUUGAUUCGAAGGGAAAUCUGAUGGCGCAGAUCAACGCGGCAAUUGGUGAGUGAAUCAUUCAGGAAGCGGGUAAUUAUGAGAGUGAGAAAGGGAAUGUCUAAUAAGCAAGUGGGGAUACUGUAGAGAUCGGAAAGCAACUCCCCGAUUUCAUUACUCUAAUGCACUGCGAAUUCAUUUAUCCGCUCAUUGAAUUCAACGAAACAAAGAUGAUUCAGAAGACGGACAGCCUUCCGAGUUCGUCGUUCCGCACUCGCUCGCUCUCAUCGAAGACAUGAACAUCAUCUGCGUCGCCGACAGGUUUGUUCCCGGGAUCUCCGCCUCUUUGAGCACGCCCUUUUGCAGAGAGAACCAGCGCGUUCAGUGCUUCUCGGCAGGGCUCUCCGAGGGCGAUCGCACUCUUCCGACCGGAAUCCCCAUCACUUCGGCCACCGACAUCGGCCGCGUGUUCGCCAUUCGCGAGCGGGAGCACUACUUGGUCGGCGUGACGGGUAGCAGCGAGGACGUGGAAGCGCAGAUGUUCACCAUCGACAUGCAGACCGGAAAGACGGAGACGUUCGCCAAAGGCCUCCAGAAUACGCACGCGCUCGCCGUCGCUCCGGACGGCGCCAUGUACGUCUCGCAGCUCGAGCCGAGCAGAAUUCUUGAGAUCAAACUCUUGUAA
Molecule: messenger RNA, 2051 nt
Organism: Caenorhabditis sp. 36 PRJEB53466
Lineage: Eukaryota; Metazoa; Nematoda; Chromadorea; Rhabditida; Rhabditidae
Source: the annotation of a GenBank genome assembly